Molecule: messenger RNA, 6191 nt
Organism: Plodia interpunctella (Indianmeal moth)
Lineage: Eukaryota; Metazoa; Arthropoda; Insecta; Lepidoptera; Pyralidae
Exons: 11
Coding region: 183-2768 (861 amino acids)
Cellular component (GO): endoplasmic reticulum membrane
Molecular function (GO): zinc ion binding
Source: RefSeq, a predicted model, not a curated record
AGGUAGUCGUAGUAGCUUUUUAUGAACAGCUGAGAUGGUAACCCUGGUAUAAUUUUAUGUGAGGUUCGCAAACAAAAUAGAAGAAAAAUAAAAUUAUCGGAUUAUUUUCGUGUAAAUCCAUUGUAAUUCGUAAUACCACUAAUCGUUGCUAAGAUUGCAUAGUCAAACUGGAUUGAAAGAUAAUGAUGGACUCUGACGCGUCCGGCGCAGACUUUUGCCGGUUUUGUAGAUCGGAGGCAUCCUCCGACCGCCCCCUGUUCCAUCCUUGCAUCUGUACGGGCUCCAUAAAAUGGAUCCAUCAGGAAUGUUUAGUGCAGUGGAUGAGAUACUCUCGAAAGGAGAUUUGCGAAUUGUGUGGUCACCGAUUCUCCUUUAUGCCAAUUUAUUCCCCUGAUAUGCCGAGAAGGCUGCCUAUUCGUGACGUAGUGGGAGGACUUGUGACUUCAGUGGCAUCAGCCGUGAAAGAUUGGCUUCAUUACACCUUAGUGGCUCUGGCUUGGCUAGGCAUUGUACCUCUGACAGCCUGUAGAACCUACCGUUGCUUGUUCUCAGGCUCGCUAGAUCCAGUCAUUUCCUUGCCUUUUGACAUUGUAUCUGCUGAGAAUCUGGCAAAAGAUGUUUUCUCAGGUUGUUUUGUUGUGACAUGUACUCUGUUCUCAUUUAUUGGACUGGUUUGGCUGAGAGAGCAAAUUAUGCAUGGAGGAGGACCAGACUGGAUGGAAAGAGAAGUAUUGCCAGCCCCAGCACAAGAUGAUAUACCAUUACCAGAUAACAAUAAUGAACAAGUGAAUGAGCAGGCUGAAGAUCUUGCAGGACGAGAAGAAGGAAAUGGUGACGGCGUCGAAGAUCCGUUGGUCGGAGAUGAAGCAAAUUGGAAUCCAAUGGAAUGGGACCGUGCAGCGGCUGAAGAGUUGACCUGGGCUCGGCUCUUGGGUUUGGAUGGGUCUAUGGUCUUUCUUGAGCAUGUUUUCUGGGUUGUGUCAUUGAAUACCCUAUUUAUAGUAGUCUUUGCAUUUUGCCCAUACCAUAUCGGAAGAAUAGGAGCAGCUGUGGCAGGUUUUAAUGCUGAAGGUCCAUUUGCCGGCCCACUGACAGCACUGGCAGGUUACUGUUUAGUGGGUGCCAUCCUUGUGGUGUUUCAUGCUAUUGCCGCACUGCUACGUUUGCGGAGUGCUAAGAAAGCGCUUGGAUUCUGCUAUGUGGUGGUGAAAGUAGCUCUGCUAUCUGUUGUUGAGAUUGGUGUGAUACCACUGGUCUGUGGAUGGUGGUUAGACCUCUGCUCCCUUUCAAUGUUCGAUGCUACCCUCAAAGACCGUGAAGCCAGCCUUCAAGCAGCCCCCUGGACACUCAUGUUUAUCCAUUGGUUGGUCGGAAUGGUCUAUGUGUACUACUUUGCAUCAUUUAUUUUGUUGCUAAGAGAAGUUCUGAGGCCAGGAGUGUUGUGGUUCUUGAAGAAUUUAAAUGAUCCAGAUUUCAGCCCAGUACAGGAAAUGAUUCACCUGUCGGUUUGGUCUCAUAUUCGCCGGUUGGUACUCUCAGCCAUGAUAUUUGGCACUGCCGUACUCUUCAUGCUGUGGCUCCCAAUCCGGGUGAUCAAGUAUGUCAUCCCAGGAUUCCUGCCGUAUGCUGUGGCCGUACAUACCGAGGCUCCGGUCAACGAACUCAGUCUAGAGUUAUUGCUGUUACAAGUGAUUCUGCCGGCGCUUCUAGAACAAUCGCACACUAGAACUUGGUUGAAAGCGGGGCUCCGCGCGUGGUGCGCUUUAGCGGCGGGGCUACUAGGGCUGCGGUCCUACCUCCUCGGCGAGUUGCGCUCGGAGUCGCCGCUUGCGCAGCAGCAGCCGCCGCCGCAUCAACUGGCGGCUGCGCAUCAGGCGCUGAUGCGUCGCGAUGGGCCAGCCGGGUUUGAGCCAUACGCACGAGUCUCGUGGUUCCCUCUACGACUUGCUGCUUUGUUGGUUCUCGUGUCUAUCUCGCUUGUUAUGGCGAGUGCUCUCACUCUGGUGAUCCCAGUGGCCAUCGGCAGAAAAGUAAUGGCUAUCUGGCUGCCGAAGGCGUCUGAAGGCGUCCACGAGCUAUAUACCGCGGCUUGUGGAAUGUACGUAUGCUGGGCCCUGGGCCGCGGCGGCACCCUGGCCGCGGGCUGGGCGGGCUACGGGCGCAGCGCGCUGCUGGGGCGCUGUGCGCUGUGGGCGCGGCUGGCGCUGCGGGCCGCGCUGGCGGCGCUGGCGCUGCUGGGGCUCGUGCCGCUGCUGUUCGGGCUGCUGCUGGAGCUGGUGCUAGUGAUCCCACUUAGGGUUCCGCUAGAGCAAUCCCCAGUUCUCUUCGUGUGGCAGGACUGGGCUCUAGGGGUUCUGUACACGAAGAUCGUGUGCGCGCUGACGAUGAUGGGCCCCGAUUGGAGCAUGCGACGUGCGAUUGAGAAGGCCUACCGAGAUGGCAUCAGGGAAAUGGAUCUCAAAUUCAUAUUGACGCAAGUGGCAGCCCCGAUCGUGUGCUGGCUAGGGCUGGCACUAGCGGUGCCGUACGCGUUCGCGCACAGCGUGGCACCCCUAGUUGUGACGUCGGCCGCUCAAAAGAACCUACUGGCCAGGAGAGUAUACCCAGCGUUGCUUCUCAUUGCUGUGUUGUGUGCCCUCACCGUGUUCCAGAUCCGGCAAUUCCGCAAGUUGUACGAACACAUCAAAAACGACAAGUACCUUGUCGGGCAGAGGCUAGUGAACUACGACCAUCGGCGACACAAACAGAACGCCGUCACAGCCAACUGAACGACUGAACGAGUGAACGAGAACGGUAAAGAUAGACCUGGGAAGCUGUGGGAGUGAGCGGGACGACCGUGUAGAUAGUUCUUAUUAACAGCUGAGCAGAGUGAGAUUUUUAUUUUAAUAUUAUUUGAAGGAAGAGAUGUCGUUUAAAAUGGCUAAUAUUCUGUUGUAAAUUGAUCGAAAACAUGGAAUUCAACUGAAAUUAUCUGUAUGUUCUUUGCGAUCAAUUGAUCGCAUUUUACUUUAGAUUUUUGUUGCCAGUAAAGUAAUCGAGUAUAAUAUAUUGCAGCUAUAGAUUUUAAUCUGAAUUAAAUGCAAAAACACUGAAAUUCAAUUUUAAUUUUAAGUUGGAUUUAAGAUUUGGUGUAUAUCUGUAUAUUUUUUUAUAAUUUUCACGCCUUGUGCACGUUUUGGCUUUAGUAUGACGCAGUUGUGACCAACAUCAAUAUCUUUGAAGUUUUUAAAUUGAAAAUCUCCAACGUAGAUUUAUUUGAUUUUAUGAGCGAGUUAAAACAGUUGGAUAUGUAAUGUAAUAAACUCAUUCGACGUCUCGAUAGAGUUAUCGUUUCUGUCAUGUGGUCUUAAGCGCACUAAUUUUUUUCUGUUUCACUUAUAUUUUGAUGAUUUAGAAAGAGAUGGGAGAUAUAGCCUGUGAGAGUUUGAUGUUGAGCUUAGUGUAAUGGGAAAAUGCAAUGCUGGCGUUUAAAAACAGAUCGGAUAAAAUGUGUCAAAGUAUAACCAGGGUGUGCGCUCUGAUCGCAGUGCGUUCGGGAACAUAUAAGGUGGAUACUUCAUAUUUAGGUGGUACUGUCUCGGAUAGACAGGGGCGCGGGUUCAUUUCCCGCUGGAUUUUUUCACUCAUUAUUAUUUUCAAAAACUGUAAGGUAACUGAAUACAGUUGUUAUAUUUUAUUGAUAUAUAAUUUUUAAAACCUCCAGUGAUAUUAAAUAGUUGUUAGCUUCAUUUUAUUUUAACGGUUAAACUCUCACAUGCUAUAAAGAUCUAUAGGAGCGAUCAAGAAUGUUUUAUGAAAACAUAAUAGUACAAUAGUACUUUUUAAUUUUCAAACUUAGACUUUAGAAAAAAGAUGCAUGCGGCACCGAGAAGUAACAAAGUGGAAACUUAAUGACUCAACAUUUUAAAACUGAAGUACACGUCUUUAAGUCGUAUUUGUCAAAUCGGCUUCCUUACCAUUCCUACCAUUUAUAUUUCCAAUAGGUAAAAUAUUUUACGUAUUAAGUGACCUUUUACUAUGCUUUUAAAAUUUCCCCAUAAUUCAGUAUAAAAUGUUUGUUGAAUUUGACUUAUUAUAUACUUUUGACUAUUGAUCCCAUACAUCAUCAUUGUGAAGUUAUCAUCGUAAUGAAAUUAUUUAAAAUGUGACGGAUAUGUGGAUCGUUGAUCGCGUAAAUUAAGACCAAACUCGAUAGAUAUUAUAUAUAUGUAUGUAUUUUUAUUAUAAAAAUGUUAAAAGACAACAAAAAGUGAGAAUCGGGCCUUUUCUUUUGGAUCGGACUUGUUUGAUUUAAAUAAGCCACAUGUCAUUUAAAAUAUUAUUUAAGUCCAAUUUAGCAGUGACGUUAGUGCAUUUUGUAUUAAAAUACGUAUAUUAUGUAAUGUAUAAAUUCAUUUACGAGUAACAUAUUUUGGAUGAGAUCUUUAAUUAUUGUGACUCAACAAAAUUAGUACGUGUUUCUUUGUAAAUAUUUGCCGUUGUAAUCAGUAAAACUCUUCGUCCUUCCAAGACUUUGAUUUUGAAUAGCUUUUUGUGUUCUAGUGAAGUAUAUUACACGCAAAUGACUAUGUAUCAUUAACGCACGACUUUGAUUAUAUAUAUUUUAUGUCUAUUUAACCUUCCCAAGUGAAUACGGAAAUAAUUGGAAAAUAAAUAUUUUGUCAUUGUUUUUAAUAUUUAUUUACAGGUUCGAUUAAUUUCGACGUAUACGACAACAGCAGCGUGUUUUUUUUGAAGCUGUGUGAAUAAAAUGCAAUGUUAAUUUAAUAUGGCAAAGUUUUUCCUUUGAAAAUUAUGAAGUUAGUGAAAUGAAAGCAUAAAUUUAAUGCUACUUAUAUGUUCUCAAUGUCUUCCUAUUUGUUAUUACUGUCUGUGAUGUCUAAUAGUUGUUCCCGAUUUCGUAUUCACUUGAGUCGGCUGCUAUCUGUAACAUUCUUGUGAAUUAUUAAGCUGUAUCAAUAUAUCGAUACCACGGAUUUAACUUCCACGGUGCAGGCUUGUUUGUGGGUAAAUGAUGUCACAUCGCAUAGAAUGAACUUUGCUUGCCAAACUUCUUUCAUAAAAGACUUAGUAACACUAAUACAAUUUGUCAAUGGCAAUUUAUUUUAUUAAAAUUACAAUGUGGACACGAAAAUUGUUAAUCGAUAUAAUUCCUUCAUCUGACCAGAAUACAAAAUCGAAAACGUUUUGAAAAGUUGAUACAAAAACGUAACGCUGCACUGUAAUUGCCGUUGAUAAAUUUACCUAAUUUUAAGUGUUUAAUGUAUAAACUAAAAUAACAUUACUUUUCGUUCAAUCCUUUGAAUUGAAAGUUUAUUAAUAGAAGUGAUAAAUUAGUUUCAUAGGAAUGAAUGGCGAAGUUACAGUAAUUUUCUUAUGAACCAUCGUUAUAAGAUAGCUGGUCUGUCUAAAAUAUCUUAUACUAUGCAAUUGGUGCGGUAAACAAUAUUUGUUUAAUUCAUUUAGACUUGUUAAAUAGUUUUAUAUGUUUUAUUUAUUAAUGUACACUGCUCAAUGUUUUAUUAAUUUUGAUUUCUCUUACCUAUUACAAAGAAGUCUUUGCUUGGUAUAUUGUUUGUCUAUUCUCAUAUUGAACAUUUUCAUUUUGGCUUUCACUAUUAUUUACAUUAUUGUUAUUUACCAAAGUUAUGUAAAUUCUAAUAAAGAUUUCAGCUGUUGGUACUAUACUAAAAUCUGCCCGUCCUCAGUUUAAAAUUAAAAAUAAUGGCGGUCGAUUACAAUGUUGGAAUAUUCGUUUCCAUAUUUUAUAUUGAAAUAGAUUAGGAUAUAUUUUUUGGAACAUAAGUACAUGUAUUACAUAUACUUUAUACAUUUAUGAUAUAUUACUGCAGGUACAAUUUUUCCAUAUUUUAAAAAAUAAAAUGUCUUAAUUACGACGCGCCCUGCUACUGCAAUACCGAUAUUAAAAAAUUAAUUGUGCGUAAUAGUUUUAAUAGGGCGCGACAUGUCAACAUAGACACACAAUAUCGAGCAAUGAUUUCUCGUGUUUUGUCUUUUUCCUAAAAUUUAAUGGAUGUAAGUACCUAUCCGUUUUCUUCACAACCAUUAUGUUUCAAGACUUGAAAUCUUGAAUCAACAUGUAAUUUUAUAGUGAACAAAUGGACAGUUAGUUGACUCUUAGAGGCAAGGUAUCAAGCAAUUUGUAAACAAAUAAAUUAAUUAUUGAAACA